CUUUGGCUCCCUGGCACUGGCCUGCACCUUCCUCGUGGGUCUCGCGCGUGCAAGUACAGUGGUUAUCGGGUUUUAAGGUUGCGCCUGCCUCCUGUUUCCGCCGCGUUUGACGGAUUGGCUGCUAAACGAUCGACAAACACUACCACAGAAGAUUCAAUUGCCACCCAGUACUACAACAAGAGUCGCCUUUAUCGCCCAAGAUGCUGGAGAAGCAGCAGCAGCAUGCGCUGCGGGACGAGGGCAGAGACGCUGUGCCGAGGCUACCUGUCUCCCUGUCGGGUGAGAUUAACGCUGCUACACGAUCUCUCCACACAAACCUUAACCGUCUCAUAACCUCGCGCCUUCCGCUUGCGCUCCCGCCGUACACUUCCGACCCCACAUUCUACGCAACUGGCCUGCUACACUUUGCGCACAUCUUCCUGACUUUUGAGUCACUGUGGGCUGAUCUGUUGCGCGACCAUGCUCCAAUCUCGCAUACCGCCUCCCCGCACCCCGCAGUCGACCCCGAGACCGCCUCUCCGCCAUUCUCGCCACUGCUCUCGUAUCUCCUCGUAAACCCAUACGACUCACCUUCACUCUUUACAUCAACCUUGGGUGCGCCGACUGCGCCUUCUCCACAACUUGCUGCCUUUCUGCAAGCGCUGCGACCGCGAGGGUUGAUCCGAUCAUCACGGCUAAAGAGAGAUCUCGAGUAUCUCCUAGGCGUCCACCCCACGGACCUCGAGGUCUUGCUAGCCAAAUAUCCCGGAGACAAGGUCGCCGACUUCUGCACGCACAUCCGAAAGAGCGUCAACGAGAAGCCUUGGACACUCGUCAGCUAUGCCUGGUGUUUCUACAUGGCCGUCUUCUCUGGAGGUCGCUGGAUACGAAGCGUGCUCUACAAUGCACCACCAGGCUUCUGGCCCGAACAAGAUAAUGAGCGCACGACAUUAGAAGAACGCGGCUUGUCAUUCUGGCAUUUUUUCGGUCCCCAUGAUGGAGAGGAUAUCAAGGCAGAAUUCAAGUCGCAAUUACUCGCUGCAGAGACUCUCUUUACACCGGACGAGCGCGUCGACAUCAUUGAGGAAGCAAAGAAUAUCUUCCGCCUCUGCGCUACGCUGGUAGAUGAGCUGGAUGAGUCGAUCGGCACCGAUAUGGCGCAGUUUGUUGCGACACCCGCAGUUCAUCCUGAGCCCAAGGCUUCGACCGAGAAAGCGAUCCUCAUCGAUACCAACGUCACAGUUGUCGAAAACAUGACCAAGUCCAAUGACCCGUUCAAGACAUUUCUCAGGAGGCCAGAAGUCACGGGUACCCUUGUCGCUAUUGGCUGCCUAGCCGUGGUCACGCUGUUCAAGUUGCAGUGAGACAAGACGACAUGCGUCUGACAUAACGCCUGUUUCUCUUUUUGUUUUCAUCACAUGCUCAUGAGCUUUGCUUUCCAUGAUUAGCGCUAAUGUCUUCAACUGACACGGUGCGGUCUCUGACGGGCAGUAAUGACGCGUCACGACUGCUUCUGCUUCUAUUUCUCUCUUCUUAGCAUACGGCAUUCUUUGGAGUUCAGUUAUCUUUGGCGGGCCAGGAUCAGCCUGUCAUUCGGUGGAGUUCUCUCCUACUUUACUUUAUUCGGCGGUUUACUUGAGGU
This is a messenger RNA of Alternaria alternata, 1621 nucleotides long. Its product is annotated as heme oxygenase-like protein. The coding region runs from base 201 to 1343 and encodes 380 amino acids. Gene Ontology annotation, biological process: heme oxidation. Gene Ontology annotation, molecular function: heme oxygenase (decyclizing) activity. NCBI's taxonomy places the organism in Eukaryota, Fungi, Ascomycota, Dothideomycetes, Pleosporales, Pleosporaceae. The transcript has 2 exons. The record is from RefSeq and is a predicted model, not a curated record.